AUGAGGAAAGAGUACAACGUAAACAUAAGUUACGAUAAAGCAUGGCCUGCAAGGGAAACCGCUUAUGCUCUUGUCAGGGGUACUCCAGAAGAGUCAUACAUUGUUUUACAUGCAUAUGGUGAAGUGUUAAAUAUGGAGAAUUCAGGUACAAGGUUUGAAAUCGAACUUGAAAAUGAUGUCCAUUUCAAGUACAUGUUUAUGGUAUUAGGACCUUGUAUUAGAGGUUUUUCAAGUUGUCGGCCUGUGAUAAUUGUUGAUGGAUCGCAUCUGAAAGGAAAAUACAAAGGGACCAUGUUGGUCGGCAUCUCCAUGGAUAGCAACAACCAAGUUUACCCACUAGCAUAUGCCAUAGUGAACAAUGAAACUGAUCGAGCUUGGAAGUGGUUUAUGUCGAACUUGAAGUGUGCCAUCGGAGAACCCCCUAACUUGGUGUUUGUGUCUGAUCGAGCGGUAUCUAUUGGCAAUGUUAUUCGUGCAGUUUUUCCCACAGCAUUUCAUGAAUUGUGCACUUACCACCUAGAAAAUAAUAAUAUUUCCAAUUUUAAGGAUAACACGAUUGUUGGGAUGUUCAAGGAUGCAGCCAGGGCAUUUCGCAUGUCAGAGUUCUAA
Benincasa hispida (wax gourd) is the source of this 609-nucleotide messenger RNA. RefSeq names its product protein FAR-RED ELONGATED HYPOCOTYL 3-like. The record is from RefSeq and is a predicted model, not a curated record. Lineage: Eukaryota; Viridiplantae; Streptophyta; Magnoliopsida; Cucurbitales; Cucurbitaceae.